AAAUAAGAGUAGCGCUAAACUAUACCUACUACCUAGUCGUCGCUCCUACAACGCAUUUGAAACUCGCAGCUACUAUCUGGGAAGAAGAUCGAAUUCAUCAUUCAUCAACAACAUGUCUGGGCCGCAGUGCUGUGAGAAUCCACCCACUUUGAAUCCGAGCGCCGGAGUUGGGUCGGUUGUGGAGCUGGGCGGCCUCAAGUCAUAUGUCACCGGCGCUGCCAAUUCCAACCACGCUAUCCUUCUCGUCUCCGACAUUUUUGGUUAUGAAUCUCCAAAUCUCAGGAAGAUAGCUGACAAAGUUGCAGCUAGUGGAUACUAUGUUGUGGUUCCUGAUUUCUUAUAUGGAGAUCCCUAUGUUCCUGACAGCAAGCCUCUUGGAGACUGGAUUCAAGGGCAUGGAACAGACAAGGGAUUUGAAGAUGCGAAAUCUGUAAUUGCGGCUCUAAAGAGUAAAGGGAUCUCUUCGAUAGGCGCUGCAGGGUACUGUUGGGGUGCUAAGGUGGUUGUGCAACUGGCACAGUCUGGUUAUAUUCAAGCUGCAGUCCUAUUGCACCCAUCAUUCGUAAAUGUGGACGAUAUUAAGGAGGUAAAGGCUCCCACUGCUAUCCUCGGGGCUGAAAUUGACAAAAUGUCUCCACCAGAGCUCGUUAAACAAUUUGAAGAGAUCCUUUCAUCAAAACCCGAGGUGGAAUCCUUUGUGAAAAUCUUUCCGGGAGUGGCACACGGGUGGAGUGUGAGGUACAGUGUUGAAGAUGGGAAGGCUGUGCAGAGUGCUGAAGAAGCCUAUCAAGACAUGUUGAACUGGUUUACCAAGUUUGUGAAAUGAAUAAAUCCACACUAGGAAAUGCAGACUACAAUUGAGUAUUUGAAUAAAACUCAUGUUAUGUUGGUUUUUAUGUGAACUGUGUUUUUAUGUAAGAACUAAGUAGUACACUUGAUUU
Messenger RNA from Ipomoea nil (Japanese morning glory), 941 nucleotides. Its product is annotated as endo-1,3;1,4-beta-D-glucanase-like. Gene Ontology annotation, molecular function: hydrolase activity. Lineage: Eukaryota; Viridiplantae; Streptophyta; Magnoliopsida; Solanales; Convolvulaceae. The record is from RefSeq and is a predicted model, not a curated record. Bases 113 to 826 code for a protein of 237 amino acids. The transcript has 7 exons.